Scophthalmus maximus (turbot) is the source of this 2454-nucleotide messenger RNA. It is a transcript of the gene vps33b, whose product is annotated as VPS33B late endosome and lysosome associated. The record is from RefSeq and is a predicted model, not a curated record. Gene Ontology annotation, biological process: intracellular protein transport; vesicle-mediated transport. Gene Ontology annotation, cellular component: CORVET complex; lysosome. Lineage: Eukaryota; Metazoa; Chordata; Actinopteri; Pleuronectiformes; Scophthalmidae. The transcript is spliced from 23 exons. The coding region runs from base 436 to 2286 and encodes 616 amino acids.
GGUCCGUGUUGUUGUGGUGUCCGGGGGGAAACAGCUGCUGAGCUCGUCACUUCCGCUUAUUUUAGCUACGGAAGCUGGCAGCUGCUAAUAUCAGUCGUGUCACUCUUGUUUCUCGUUGAUGUUAAUGAAAGAUAUUCGCUUAUUGAUUCGUGUCAUUAAUUAUGAUUUUGUGGGAAGACACUUCCGUGUCAGAGUCCGCGCGUUGACUCUAAUCCCUGAGGGUCCGCGUGACGGGAGCGGUGUGUUUUUAGCCUUCGAGCUAACCACCGAGCUAGCACAGAUGCACAUCUCUUCCUGUGUCCCUCUCUGUUGGUCGUAGCUUCUCCCUCGUUACAGUUUUACUGGUUUAUUUUCCGGAGUAGUAAACAUUGUGUGCGAUUCUUUAUGCAUUCACUUAUUCAUGUGUUUAUUCUGUGGAGUGGAUGAGUGACGGCCAUGGCUCACAGUGCCAGGAGGGACUCCCCGGAGCUCCCCGACUUCUCCCUGCUGAAGAGGCUGGCCAGGGACCAGCUCAUCUACCUGCUGGAACAGCUGCCAGGGAAGAAGGACCUCUUCAUCGACGCCGACUUGAUGAGCCCGCUGGAUCGCAUCGCUAAUGUGUCAACGCUAAAGCAACACGAAGUCGACAAACUCUACAAAGUGGAAUACAAACCUAUCGUCAGCACCUCCGACCAGCUCUGUUUUCUGAUCCGGCCGAGAAUACAAACUGUCAAGUGGAUCUGUGAUGUGGCCAAUGCAGACAAAGCAGCAGGAAGAUUUAGAAGAUACAAGAUCAUCUUCACACCUCAGAAGUUCUACGCGUGCGAGGCGGUGCUGGAGGAGCAGGGCAUCUUCGGCGAUGUGACCACAGACGAAUGGGCGUUCUACCUCCUUCCACUUGACGAUGACAUUAUCAGCCUGGAGCUGCCAGAAUUCUUUCGAGACAACUUCCUGGCGGGGGACCAGCGCUGGGUGAGGACAGCCGGCAGCGCUCUGCACCUCCUGCACACCGUCUACGGCCCCUUCUCAAAGAUCCACGGGAUCGGGCGAUUUUCCAAGAUGGCGUACGAGUCGUGGAGGGAGCAGGUGGAAGAGGGAGAAACAAAAGCUCGUCAGGCGGAAAUAGGGAAAGUUUUUCUUAUCGACAGAGAUGUGGACUACGUCACUCCUCUGUGCUCACAAGUCGUCUACGAAGGACUCGUGGAUGAUAUAUUUAGAAUCAAAUGUGGGUGUGUGGAGUUUGGAACUGACGUCACGUCCUCUGACAAAAGGGUGAAAGUGAUGCUGAACUCUCAGGACAAGGUCUUUGACGAAAUCCGAAACGAGCACUUCUCCAACGUCUUCGGCUUCCUCAGUCAGAAAGCCAAGAACCUCCAGACUGCGUAUGAUAAGCGUCGGGGGAUGGACAUACAGCAGAUAAAGACGUUUGUGUCCGAGGAACUGAAAGGGUUAAAACAGGAGCAUCGGCUCCUGAGCCUUCACAUCGGAGCGAGUGAAUCGAUGAUGAAGAAGAAAACGAAACAGGAUUUCCAGGAGCUGUUGAAGACAGAACACUCGUUACUUGAGGGAUUUGAAAUCCGUGAAUGUAUCACCUUCAUCGAGGAGCACAUCAACCGACAGGUGUCCAUGAUAGAAAGUCUGAGGCUGCUUUGUCUUCUUUCCAUCACAGAAAAUGGACUCCUGCCAAAAGAUUACCGCUCAUUAAAAGCACAGUAUCUACAGAGCUACGGAGUCGACCACCUGCUCACGUUCGCCAACCUGAAGCAGUCGGGGCUCUUGGUGGAGCAGCAGCCGGGCGAAACCCUGACGGUCAUGGAGAGCAAAGUGGGCAAACUGGUCAACGACAAAGCUGCAGGAAAGCUGACCGACGCCUUUUCCUCUCUGGCAAAGAAGAGCCACUUCAGAGCCUUGAGCAAAAAGCUCAACCUGGUUCCCAAGUCAGAUGAAGAAUAUGACCUGCGCGUCCCACGGGACAUGGCCUACAUCUUCAGCGGUGCCUACGUCCCUCUGAGCUGCAAACUCGUUGAGCAGGUGCUGGAGCGAGAUGGUUGGACGGGGCUUGAAGAGGUCACCAGGCUGCUGAACGGACAUGAAUUUUCUGUUACAGGCAGCAGCGGCGGCGAGUUGAGAGCGAAGAACGACGCCCAGCGCAUCGUCCUGGUCAUGUUCCUCGGAGGCUGCACCUUCUCUGAGAUUUCUGCUCUACGCUUCCUCGGCAGAGAGAGAGGUUAUAAAUUCAUCGUGGUAACGACUGCGAUCACAAACAGUUCGAGGCUCAUCGAGACUUUGCUCGACAACCACGCGUGAGGCCCGUCGGCUCACGGUGUCGGUGGUGGUGGUGACGGACUGACAGCCGACACAUUCCUGCGGCUGCUCGUCAUGCAUUCCCUCCACCUCUGGCAUUUCAGACUGGAAAAUGUUCACUUGUUGUCUGUCUGUCAAAAGGACUGAAAAGUAAAAAAUGUUUUAACACUC